Durio zibethinus is the source of this 2728-nucleotide messenger RNA. Its product is annotated as MLO-like protein 6. Gene Ontology annotation, biological process: defense response. Gene Ontology annotation, cellular component: membrane. The record is from RefSeq and is a predicted model, not a curated record. NCBI's taxonomy places the organism in Eukaryota, Viridiplantae, Streptophyta, Magnoliopsida, Malvales, Malvaceae.
AACAUUGAAAAUUAGGAUUGUCAGUUUCAUUAAAAACCCUUUCAUUGAAAGCUGCGUUCACAUUUUUCCUUCUCUCUCUGUUCGAACAUUACUUGAAGUAUUUAUAUUUGCUUCUUUCUUUUCAAAAAUGUUCAUAGGGAAACUACUCCAUUCUAUCAGAUCAAACUGAUCCAGCAUAUUCAUUAAUUCAAUCUGGGUCACUUUUUUUUUUUGCAAUUGAAGUAAUUUUUUGCUGAUUUUCAUCAAAGGGUAGUGAAAUUUGAAGUUGGAAAAGCAAAAAAUGGCUGGAGAAAGUGAAGGAAGGUCUUUAGAGGAAACACCGACAUGGGCUGUUGCUGUUGUUUGUUUUGUUUUGGUUUUGAUUUCAAUAUUCAUUGAACAUAUAAUCCAUAUGAUAGGAAAGUGGUUGAAGAAGAAACAUAAACGAGCACUUUAUGAAGCACUGGAAAAGAUUAAAUCAGAGCUUAUGUUGAUGGGAUUCAUAUCCUUGCUCCUAACAGUAUCACAAAGUUUAAUAUCAGAUAUAUGCAUAUCAGAGGAAGUUGCAGCUACUUGGCAUCCAUGCAAUAAGAAACAAGAAGAGACAACCGUUGAAGCUGAAGAUGCGACAGAUGACGAGCAUCGCCGGAGACUUUUGAUGAUAUCGGAUACCGGUGAAAUUUUCCGGCGUUCGUUGGCGGGAGGCUCAGAUGACAAAUGUGCAGCUCAGGGUAAAGUACCAUUUGUUUCCUCGGAUGGAAUCCACCAACUCCACAUUUUCAUCUUCGUGCUAGCUGUUUGUCAUGUCAUUUACUGUGUUCUUACAUUGGCAUUGGGCAGAGCUAAGAUGAGAAGUUGGAAGAGGUGGGAAAAGGAAACUGGAACAAUUGAAUACCAGUUCACACACGAUCCGGAGAGAUUCAGAUUUGCAAGGGAAACAUCCUUUGGAAGAAGGCAUUUGAGCUCUUGGACCAAAUCCCGUGUUCUAAUGUGGAUUGUUUGUUUCUUUAGACAGUUUGUUAGGUCAGUCCCUAAAGUUGAUUACUUGACCCUCCGACAUGGAUUUAUCAUGGCACACUUGGCACCCCAAAGCCAAACCAAAUUCGAUUUUCAAAAAUACAUAAAUAGAUCAUUGGAAGAAGAUUUCAAUGCUGUUGUGGGCAUAAGUCCUCCAAUAUGGUUUUUAGCUGUACUCUUCCUACUUUUUAACACUCAUGGAUGGUAUUCCUAUCUGUGGCUGCCAUUUAUCCCUUUGAUUAUCAUCCUGCUAGUGGGGACAAAGCUACAGGUUAUCAUCACCAAAAUGGGGCUAAGAAUUCAGGAGAGAGGAGAGGUAGUGAAAGGAGUGCCGGUCGUUCAGCCUGGUGAUGACCUGUUCUGGUUCAACCGCCCAAGACUCAUUCUCUAUCUUAUCAACUUCGUUCUUUUCCAGAAUGCCUUCCAGCUUGCAUUCUUUGCAUGGACUUGGUUUGAAUUUGGAUGGAAAUCUUGCUUCCAUGACGACGUGGAGGAUGUAGUGAUCAGAAUUUCAAUGGGGGUCCUCGUUCAAAUUCUUUGCAGUUACGUCACUCUUCCCCUUUACGCCCUUGUUACACAGAUGGGUUCGAACAUGAAACCAACGAUAUUCAACGAAAGAGUGGCCACGGCUCUAAGGAAUUGGCACCACACUGCAAAGAAACACAUCAAACACAACAAGGGCUCGGUGACCCCUUUCUCUAGCAGACCAAACACCCCAUCACACCACACGUCCCCGGUUCACCUCUUGAGAAACUACCGGAGUGAAAUGGACAGCCUCCAUACUUCUCCCAGGAGAACGAAUUUCGACAUCGAGCAGUGGGACACGGAUUCUCCAUCCCCCUCCCAUCCCAAUUAUGGUGACGGUUCAUUGCCCCACCACCAUAAUGUAGUGGAACCAGUUCAAGUAGACUAUGAUAGGGACGUAAAUGAACCGAGUUCAAGUUCAAAUGAACAACGAGAGCCACCUGUCCAACAUGAGAUUAACAUCGGGCCAAAAGAAUUUUCAUUUGACAGAAAAGCGAGCAUAUAAACAUACAUUUUGGAUUUAAAUUAGAUGGCAACAUAUGUCCACCUUGAGCAGAUGGCUGAUGGGCAUAAAUUGGAAUAGGCCAGGGGAGAAAUGAUGCCACUGAUCAUUUUGGAUCACCGUGUGAAGCACAACACUUUUUUCUUCCAACACUUUUGGCAAAAAGAAAUGGAGCUUCGACGACAAAGUUUUUAUUAUUUUUGUGUAACUUGUUUUUGUAUAGAUAGGUGCAUACAGACUUCUUUUUCAGGACCAAGGCUGAAACUUCAUAUACACCAAUAAAUUUACAGCAUGAUAUAUUAUUGUGGUCAGUCAAUUUUUUCUAAAAUGGUAGAAUUAAUUCAUCAAAGAAUUAGGACGCCAUCAUACAUUUUGCAGCACGCACAUUUAGACUACACAUUAGACCUUAAUAAUAAGUCCAAACGUCAACAACAAUCGAGGCCGCCAUGAUUCGAAAAGAGAAGAAAGUAUCAGUGGAAGACCACAACCAAAGACGAAGCCCGCAAAAGAUCAGCGGACAAUUGGACAGCAGGUGGAGCAAUGGUCAACCCCUUUGCCCAACCAUUCAAACAAAGAGUAGAUUACAUCCCCCAAUUUUUGUAUAUUGAUAGUAACAAUGAAUUUGAAAAGAAAAGGAACGGGAUGCUAAGGGUAGUUUUUAAAGCUAUCUCAAGAUUUGUGUAUUAUUACAACUUUGAACAUUAC